UCUCCCGUAACGCGAUCCUUGGCACGACACAGAGGCAGCAGCUCUCGUUCUCGCGCCAUUUUUCUGUCCAAAUCGAAAACCCUAGAAUCACAUCACUAACAAUCUUCAAAGAUCCCGUCAAUUCAGCUGGGGUGGUAUCCUGUACAAGCAUCCUCUUCAACUUCCGAAAAGAAAGGCUAAUUUUUUCUGCCGAACAGAGGCGAAGAUGGUUUUAACAGAAGAAGAAGUCACAAGGCUUUACAGAGUUCGAAAGACUGUGAUGCAAAUGCUGAAAGAUCGGAAUUACUUGGUUGGAGAUUUUGAGAUCAACAUGUCAAAAGAACAGUUCAAGGACAAAUACGGAGAGAACAUGAAAAGGGAAGAUCUUAUCAUCAAUAAAACUAAGCGAAGUGACAGCAACGAUCAGAUUUAUGUCUUCUUUCCUGACGAACCAAAGGUUGGGGUCAAGACAAUGAAGACUUAUACCAACCGCAUGAAAUCAGAGAAUGUGUUCAGAGCAAUCUUGGUUACUCAACAAAGUCUGACGCCCUUUGCAAAGACCUGUAUCAGUGAGAUAUCGGGAAAGUUCCACUUGGAGGUUUUUCUGGAGGCAGAAUUGUUGGUGAAUAUUAAAGAACACGUUCUAGUUCCUGAGCAUCGGGUGCUUACAAAUGAGGAAAAGAAGACUUUGCUGGAGAGGUACACUGUGAAAGAAACACAGCUCCCUCGGAUUCAGGUGACUGAUCCAAUUGCGAAAUACUACGGGCUUAAGCGUGCACAAGUUGUGAAGAUAAUUCGACCAAGUGAGACUGCAGGGCGAUAUGUCACCUACCGUUACGUUAUAUAAUUACUCUUAUGUCAGCUCGACUUGAUAAUCUUUCAUUCAUAGUUAUGUCGGAAUUGGAGCUCUAAAGCGAGCAGUUGCUGCAAUCCGGAUUUUAUGGAACUGAGAUGAUGUUUUGAACUCAUUUUGUGGAUUCCUCAGUGGUGUAUGGACCUGAAUUCAGUGUUUAUAUGAUUAUGCAUUACGACUUGCUAGUA
Messenger RNA from Pyrus x bretschneideri (Chinese white pear), 1020 nucleotides. Its product is annotated as DNA-directed RNA polymerases II and IV subunit 5A. The record is from RefSeq and is a predicted model, not a curated record. The coding region runs from base 206 to 826 and encodes 206 amino acids. Lineage: Eukaryota; Viridiplantae; Streptophyta; Magnoliopsida; Rosales; Rosaceae. The transcript is spliced from 5 exons. Gene Ontology annotation, molecular function: DNA-directed RNA polymerase activity; DNA binding. Gene Ontology annotation, biological process: DNA-templated transcription. Gene Ontology annotation, cellular component: RNA polymerase I complex; RNA polymerase II, core complex; RNA polymerase III complex.